GAGCAUGGCCUGGACUUCCAGCGGCUCCUGGACGCCAGUGCCUACAAGGAGCAGUUCCGGCAGGACAUGAUCCGCUGGGGUGAGGAAAAGCGCCGCGCCGAUCCCGGAUACUUCUGCCGGGCAGCAGUGCAGGGGGUGGCACAGCCUGUCUGGGUGGUGAGCGACACGCGGCGCCUGUCGGACGUGGAGUGGUUCCGCGACGUCUACGGGGACUCGGUGCAGACUGUGCGGGUGGUGGCGACGGAGGAGACGAGGAAGAGGAGGAACUGGGUCUUCGUUGCUGGGGUGGACGAUGCCGAGUCUGAGUGUGGCCUGGACCAGGGAGUGACCUUCGACUGGGUGAUCACCAACGAUGGGGAUGAGCUGGCCCUGAGUGAGCAGCUGGACAUGCUGCUGCAGUCGCUCCAAAGGAGCUUAUAG
This is a messenger RNA of Acanthisitta chloris (rifleman), 420 nucleotides long. It is a transcript of the gene PMVK, whose product is annotated as phosphomevalonate kinase. Gene Ontology annotation, cellular component: cytoplasm. Gene Ontology annotation, molecular function: phosphomevalonate kinase activity. Lineage: Eukaryota; Metazoa; Chordata; Aves; Passeriformes; Acanthisittidae. The transcript has 3 exons. The record is from RefSeq and is a predicted model, not a curated record. The annotation marks the transcript as partial. Gene Ontology annotation, biological process: isopentenyl diphosphate biosynthetic process, mevalonate pathway; cholesterol biosynthetic process.